Grammomys surdaster is the source of this 773-nucleotide messenger RNA. RefSeq lists its product as uncharacterized. NCBI's taxonomy places the organism in Eukaryota, Metazoa, Chordata, Mammalia, Rodentia, Muridae. The transcript is spliced from 3 exons. The coding region runs from base 71 to 424 and encodes 117 amino acids. The record is from RefSeq and is a predicted model, not a curated record.
UGAGCUGCUGCUGGAAGCUGAGACAGUGUGGGAAGGCGGAGAGAAAAGGGGGUGCGGGAAAUUUAAAAAGAUGGGAAAGGCGCUUCCCUUUUUUCUUAGUCCCUUUCCUGUUGAUUUCUGGACGAAUGCUUCUUUCUUGGACGAAGAGCAUGAAGACGCUGCUUUAUCUAACAGUUACCUUGGAGGAAACGCCGUCGUUCUUCCAGAAGGGAGAUCUGGCCCUGGGUCCCGGACUCUAAGAUCAGUGCGAGAUCCCGGCUUUGCGCCCUGUCCGCCCUGGAGCUGGAUUUAUCAUCAGUUUAGAAUAGCAUGGCUACGAUGUGUGGUGUGGAUGGAUGGACGAGCCCCGCAAGUGCAAACAAGACAGUCCAGGUUACCUGACAAAGCAGCCACCAGUGCAACAGCUCUCCAAGAUCAGGCCUAGGUCAAUCACUGACAGGACUAAAAGCACCAAGAAGGUCUGGAUCAUUGUGGUGCCUCUCUCCAAAAACUGGUGACAAAAAUUGAAAUCAACCAGCACACCAGGAUCCUCUGUGGCAAGACAGAGAUGAUGACGUAGGCCACUGUCAUCUGGCACUGUGGUUCCUUCACAACAACAAUGGCUGGUGGGUCCAGGAUUUACAACACCACUUCCACUGUCACAGUCAAAUCAGCCAUCAGGGACUGAAGGAAAUGAAAGACCAGUAGAAGUGCUACCGUGUGAGCAGCCCUGACCUACAAUAAACGAGUUCGUUACUAUGACAAACUUAUAAUAAAAAGUGUUGGUUGAGUAA